AUUAUGGCCAUCUUCCAUCCAAUAUAUUUUUAAGAAAUUUAGAUAUAAUCCAAAGAAGUAGAUUGAUAUAAUAGGUCUUUUCCUUUGCAUCGAAAGUGUAGCACUGAGCCACACUGAGCUAUCCUCCAUGCUACACCACUUCUGAAAAUAUCGUUCCAUUUACACAAAUUGUAUGGCCUAACCUCAGAAAAUUCGAAAUUGAUUUUUUGAGAAAUCGCAAACAACGAUGUGAUAUAAAGCAAACGGGAAAAGGCAAGAUUAUGAACUGUUAGGGAAACCUAAAAAUGUAAUAGUGUUAACAUGCUCAAGUCAAACUAUUUCGUCAUACCUUUUCUAAAUAAUUCAAUUUGGAGAUAUGGUUUACCUAUAAAUUUCAGAAAAUUAUCGCAUAUAAGAUUUAAACAUGUUGGAAAUAGGAAACCUCUACAAAUACAAGAUGAACCUUUAAAACCGGAUCAUAGAAAAAUAGGAAGAGAUCAAGAAUUAUAUUUCUUUAAUGAAAUGUCACCAGGCUCUUGUUUCUUUCAUUCCUAUGGUGCUCAUAUUUAUAAUACACUUGUAAAUUUUAUCAAGAAGCAAUAUAGAGUGAGAGGUUUUGAUGAAGUAAUAACUCCAAAUGUCUAUAAUGUAAAGUUAUGGAAAACAUCUGGUCAUUGGUCACAUUAUGCAGAAAACAUGUUUGCUUUUGAUAUCGAAAAAGAUAAGUAUGCAUUAAAACCAAUGAAUUGCCCCGGGCAUUGUCUAAUUUUUGAUAAUAGGAUUAGGUCAUGGAGAGAACUGCCCUUACGACUGGCUGAUUUUGGCGUAUUACAUAGAAAUGAACUUUCUGGUGUACUGACUGGUCUCACUAGGGUAAGGAGGUUUCAACAAGAUGAUGCUCAUAUUUUCUGUACUCCUGGACAGCUAAAAGAAGAGAUAAAUGAUUGUUUAGAUUUCAUAAAAUAUGUAUAUUCAACUUUUGGUUUUACCUUUGACCUAUGUUUAUCAACAAGACCAGAAAAAUAUAUGGGAGAUGUAGAUUUAUGGGAUUCAGCAGAGAAGGCUUUGGAGGAGAGUUUAAAUGCGUUUGGUUAUCCUUGGAAAUUGAAUCCUGGAGAUGGGGCAUUUUAUGGUCCCAAAAUUGACAUUACAAUUAAAGAUGCCCUAAGAAGAGACCACCAGUGUGCUACAAUUCAGUUGGACUUCCAGUUACCACUUAGGUUUGAUUUAUCAUAUGUAAGUGAUACUGGAGAAAAGAAGCAACCAGUAAUGAUACACAGGGCUAUUCUAGGAUCAGUAGAGAGGUGUAUUGCAGUUCUGGCAGAGUCCUAUGCAGGAAAAUGGCCAUUUUGGCUAUCCCCACGACAAGCUAUAGUCAUUCCUGUCAAGCCAACAUAUGACCAAUUUGCCGAACAAGUUAAACAAAAACUGUUCAAAGCAGGAUUUAUGGUAGAAAUAGACAAAAGCUUAGGGAGCACUCUUAGUAAAAAAAUCCGAACAUCUCAAUUGGCUCAGUUUAAUUUUAUUCUAGUUGUUGGUGAAAAAGAGCAAUUAAAUAACACUGUUAAUGUCAGAAGUAGGAACAACAUUGUACAUGGUGAACAUUCUGUUGAAAGUUUACUAGACAGAUUUAGUAGAUUAAGAGAUAAUUUUGUUAUAAAUGAAAAUGAAUUUUAAACAUAAAAUAAAUAUUAUUUUUAGUGUAUUUAUUUUACAGCUAUAGUUGCACGAUUAAUGCUGACCAAUUCUUUCCAAAACAUAAUCACUUUGGCCAAAAAAUGUGGAAUGUCAUUAAUGCUUUUUUAUAUCUUUGGUUGUUGACAGAAGGAAUUUUAACUUUGGCUUUUUUUCCUUCCUUGCUAACGAGUAUUUCUACUG
Messenger RNA from Psylliodes chrysocephalus, 1857 nucleotides. The record is from the annotation of a GenBank genome assembly. NCBI's taxonomy places the organism in Eukaryota, Metazoa, Arthropoda, Insecta, Coleoptera, Chrysomelidae.